GGGGAGACGCCGCCGGCGUGCCAUGAGACGAUGAUGAGGGAGGAGAGCAACAAGAAGAGCAAGGUCUCCUGGUCCAAGUCGCUCGUCAGGAAGUGGUUCAACAUCAAGAACAAGGCGCAGGAUUUCCACGCCGACUACCACGCCACCACCCAAACCCAAACCCAAGAACGGCCGUUGAAGCGGAAUGUCGAUCGGAUUCGUAGAGGAAGGAAUGAGUUCGAUGUGUCACGCCUGACAGAAACUCAAGAUUACAGAAUCUUUGCCUCGACGUGGAAUGUUGGUGGUAAAUCCCCAUCAAGGGGGUUAGAUCUAGAUGACUGGCUCCAUUCUUCACCACCUGCUGAUAUUUAUGUGCUGGGAUUUCAGGAAAUUGUUCCCUUGAAUGCCGGGAAUGUUCUUGGCACCGAAGACAAUGUUCCGGCGAAAAAGUGGGUAUCACUUAUCAGGAGAACACUGAACAAGAAUCCUGGGCCUAGCAGCCAUGGCGGGUAUCGCACGCCGUCCCCUGUCCCUGAUCCAGUCGUGGAAUUGGAUGCUGAUUUUGAGGGGUCAUCGAGAAGACAGGAUAGCUCUUCAUUCUUCCACCGCCGGUCAUUCCAGAACCUUAGUCGGAGUUUAAGAGUUGAAGGCAAUGAUAUCUUUUCGCAACCAAGAUUGGACCGCAGGUUUAGUGUCUGUAACCCGCCUAGCUUUGGAGGCAGGCCAAGUGAUUUUACUGGAAAUUGUCAGUGUGUCGGAUCACCUGAUGAUGAUUAUAUUGAUGAGGAUGCAACUAAUGGAGCAUAUUUUUCACCAUUCCCAUAUGGCUAUGGUGGUUCGACACCUAUGGAAGAAAACAACGAGCAGCCAAAUACGUCUAGGUACUGUUUGGUUGCCAGCAAACAGAUGGUUGGUGUUUUUCUCACAGUUUGGGUACGAAGUGAAAUAAGAGCUGAUGUUAGAAACCUGAAAGUUUCUUGCGUCGGUAGAGGACUAAUGGGUUAUCUUGGAAAUAAGGGUUCUAUAUCAAUAAGCAUGUCUUUGCACCAUACAACCUUCUGUUUUGUAUGUUGCCAUUUGACCUCUGGGGAAAAGGAGGGAGAUGAAUUGCGCAGAAAUUCUGAUGUUAUGGAGAUCUUGAAGAAGACAAGAUUUCCUCAGGUUCGCGGAUGUGGUGAUCUCAAAUCACCAGAAACAAUUCUUGAGCAUGAGCGUAUCAUAUGGCUUGGUGAUUUGAAUUACCGGAUUUCUCUUCCAUACUCAUCGGCAAAAGCUCUGGUUGAAAUGCAUAACUGGAAGCAACUGUUGGAGAGAGAUCAGCUUCGUAUAGAGCGAAGACGAGGACAUGUUUUCCAGGGAUGGAAAGAAGGAAGGAUUUAUUUUCCUCCAACAUAUAAAUACUCUUUCAACUCAGAUCUGUAUUCUGGUUAUGGUGUGCGUCCCAAAGAAAAGAGGAGAACACCAGCUUGGUGUGAUCGUAUUUUGUGGCAUGGUAACGGCCUCAGUCAGUUGUCAUAUGUCCGUGGAGAAUCUCGCUUCUCCGACCACCGACCAGUGUACAGUAUUUUCAUGGCGGAGGUCGAAAUUCUCCGCCAGAGGAAAAGAAACCUGGGCUAUUUCAGCUCUAAAAUUCAGGUGGAAGAGCUUUUGCCAUAUUCUCACAGCUCUGGAGGCACGAAAUUGUACUAAUUCGGCUCUCACCAUGCCGUAAGCUGACUGAUUCUUGGUGAUCAAUAACAUUUGCUCCAAGAUUGAUAGAUGAUCAGAUGCGAAUGUGACAAUAUUUUUUCCAUCUGUCUUAUUUUUUUGUGUGUGUUCGCUUUUGAGGCAGACACUUUGCAUUUCAGCAACUAUUGCCAAGAUCUAAAGCCUUGAACAGAUGCUUAGGGAACACAUUGUGCACUAACAGGAUAUUCAGGCAAUUUUGCGACUAACAAUUUGCCUGGGGUGGUGGGAAGAAUCAGCCAGCCAACAUGAACUAACUAUACAAGCCUUUCCAGUUCAUUCCCUCUUUGAUUAGAUGCAAUCUUAGCAAGCUCCAUCCACCACCUUUUUCUUGUCCCUUUUUCGUCCUUUGGAAACUCUGUAAAUCAGUUAGGCUGGCCAUUGUAUGUUAUCAUCACCAUGAGUUGUAGAAUCAUUGCAGAACGGCGGAUGGAAUGAUACAUGGAAUUGAAAAAACUAUAAAUAUUUGUUCUAGAUGAUCAUUGAUUCCUUGUGAGGGGCGAAUGAUACGUUGGGUGAUGUGACUUGAGAGGCUUGCAAAAAGCUGUAAUCAUGCGCGGAAACGCCUUUCUGGUGAUGCAGUAGCUCAGAAGCUAAAUGAUGCUUCCAUUUGCUGCACUCAUUGCUUUGCUGUGUUACAGAGAAAAGGAAAAGAAAAGCUCAUUGUGUUAUUUC
This is a messenger RNA of Lolium rigidum, 2379 nucleotides long. Its product is annotated as type IV inositol polyphosphate 5-phosphatase 7-like. The transcript is spliced from 12 exons. Lineage: Eukaryota; Viridiplantae; Streptophyta; Magnoliopsida; Poales; Poaceae. The coding region runs from base 31 to 1668 and encodes 545 amino acids. The record is from RefSeq and is a predicted model, not a curated record. Gene Ontology annotation, biological process: phosphatidylinositol dephosphorylation. Gene Ontology annotation, molecular function: inositol-polyphosphate 5-phosphatase activity; phosphatidylinositol-3,4,5-trisphosphate 5-phosphatase activity; phosphatidylinositol-4,5-bisphosphate 5-phosphatase activity.